AUGGCUGGACCCAGACCAGUGGUGCUGAGCGGACCCUCGGGGGCUGGGAAGAGCACACUGCUGAAGAGGCUGCUGAAUGAUUAUGAAGGCGUAUUCGGCUUCUCCGUCUCCCGUCCCAUGCCCCCCCCCCCUCCCCCCCCUUCUUCUAAUACAGAUUACCACUUUGUCUCCCGGGAGGAGAUGGAGCAGGGAAUCCGUAACGGGGAGUUCAUAGAGAACGCCGUCUUCUCCGGGAACAUGUAUGGGACCAGCAAAGCAGCAGUCCAGGCUGUGCAAGCCAAGAACCAGAUCUGUAUACUGGACAUCGACAUGCAGGGCGUGAAGAACAUUAAGAAGACCGACCUGAACCCCAUCUACAUCUCCAUUCAGCCCCCCUCUAUCGAGAUCCUGAAUCUGUACGAUAUCCAGACACUCCAAAAUUUUGUGGAAAGCCUUUCUAAAAGAGUGGAGGCUGUCCUAGCCGGAGGUCAACUUUGUAAAGAGCCUGGUCUGUUUGAUUCCGUCAUUAUAAACGAUGAUUUAAAAGAAGCUUAUGGACAACUUCAAGGUGCCCUCUCAGAGGUGAGUGUACAGCAUGAUGCGGGUUGUAAGCAUGAUCUACUCUUUGUGUCCAAUGUUGGCCUGUCCUCAGUCUUUUUGUAA
Messenger RNA from Staurois parvus, 642 nucleotides. The record is from the annotation of a GenBank genome assembly. Lineage: Eukaryota; Metazoa; Chordata; Amphibia; Anura; Ranidae.